Molecule: messenger RNA, 660 nt
Organism: Gongylonema pulchrum
Lineage: Eukaryota; Metazoa; Nematoda; Chromadorea; Rhabditida; Gongylonematidae
Source: the annotation of a GenBank genome assembly
AUGGUCACGGUGGUUUCUGGACGAGGAAAUGAGCUAACGCUCAAAGCGGAGCUGGUCCAGGAGAUGAAUCCACCAAAGUUCGAAAAAACAGAGGAUAUGUCCAAUUUGACAUUCUUGAACGAUGCUUCCGUUUUGCAUAAUUUACGAGCACGGUACGGAAAGAUGCUGAUUUAUACGUAUUCGGGUCUGUUCUGCGUGGUAAUCAAUCCCUAUAAGCGCCUGCCAAUCUACGAGGAAUCUGUUGCGAAGAUGUACAUGGGGAAGCGGCGCACGGAAAUGCCGCCACAUCUAUUCGCUGUCUCUGAUGAGGCAUAUCGGAACAUGCUGAUCGAUCAUGAAAAUCAGUCAAUGCUGAUCACUGGUGAAUCGGGCGCGGGAAAAACCGAAAAUACCAAAAAGGUCAUUGCUUACUUCGCAUCAGUGGGCGCAUCACAACAAGAAGCCGCAGACAAAUCAGAAGGAGUUGAACAAGUCAGCACUCCCGGGAAGAAGAAGGUAACGCUGGAGGAUCAAAUUGUGCAGACAAAUCCGGUGCUUGAGGCAUUCGGUAACGCGAAGACGGUGCGCAACAAUAAUUCCUCUCGAUUCGGCAAAUUCAUUCGAAUUCACUUCUCAAAGAAAGGCCGUGUUGCAUCGUGCGAUAUCGAACACUGUGAGUGA